Molecule: messenger RNA, 13879 nt
Organism: Cephus cinctus (wheat stem sawfly)
Lineage: Eukaryota; Metazoa; Arthropoda; Insecta; Hymenoptera; Cephidae
Product: dynein beta chain, ciliary
Exons: 66
Coding region: 53-13753 (4566 amino acids)
Biological process (GO): microtubule-based movement
Cellular component (GO): dynein complex
Molecular function (GO): dynein intermediate chain binding; ATP binding; minus-end-directed microtubule motor activity
Source: RefSeq, a predicted model, not a curated record
AGACUGGGAUAUAAAGACAUUUGUCAAAAUAGUUUAAUUAGUUUGUCUUAAAAUGGCAAGCAAAAAGAACGAAGAGAAGAAAGAAGAAGAUUCGCGGUUUGAGUUUAUAUUACAAUAUUUAAUUCGUUCUAGUAAGCUCAAAACGGAUAAAUGGAAUAAAAUGAUGUCCAAUGAUGAUUUAAAGGAUAUCAUUUUAAAGUUUUUUAAUACCGCAUCUGAAAUGAUACUGGUGAUGCAAAUGUCAUCAGCUGGUGUCCUUUUGCCAUAUCUCGGCAUUCAGUCUGGAAGUAAGAUCAAGUCAUCAUACUUUUUGAAAAGACAACCGAGCAAAGUAACCCAAGAGAAUUUUCUUGAAAUUUUGAUUCCUGGUGACAUGGCGCCAAAGCCAAUUGAUGAACUUGCUGUCCUCGUCGAAGAGGUUUACGUUCCUAUUUUAUCAAAUCCAAAAAAUCACACCGGUUGGCCUGCCACCGUGGGUGAAGAUGUGAAGAAACAUGUUUAUGAUUUACGUAGCAUGAUAUGUCAGGUGCGGGGUAAAAUGACAGGUCAAACUUUACUGCCGAUGCCAAUGGGAGCUGAAAGAAUUUUCGAGGCCGAGUGGAAUGUUCAAAAAACUGCCGGUCAAGAAGUUGACAUCACACUAAAAAGUGAUAUUGAAGGUAUAAUCAUUAAAUGGGCUAUCCAGAUUAAUGACAUCCUGAACGAAGAUAGCAGUGGAAUUAUUGAUGAACAUGAUCAUCCGUUACCCAGUUCAGAGAUUGAAUUUUGGCGUCAGAGGCUCAAAAAUUUGGAAACCAUUUACGAGCAGAUGAAGGAUCCACGGGUAAAGAAAAUGGCAUCCUUGCUUGAACUUACCGACAGUCCUUACUUACCGUGUUUCAAGACGCUUUUUAAAAAUGUUGUAGCCGCUGUUAUAGAGGCACGCGAUGUCUGUCUAUAUUUGAAACCUCUUCAGCCGUACUUUGAUCAAAUAGAGAGUUCAGAGUUCACAGAAGUUCGUGAAAAAAUUAAAUCGCUGUUGCACUCUAUUUGUCUGACUUGGGCUAAUUCUAGGUAUUAUUGCACCACCACUAGGAUAAUAACACUCUUAUCCGAAGUGGCCAAUCUGAUUAUACAUGUGGCUAGCAAGACACUCGAUCCCGGAUCGCUUUUUCAAGGCGAUAUCGAUGAUAAUGCAAAGAGAGUUACGGAGACAAUAGAGAUAAUAGAAUAUUUUCAAGAAUGUUUUGUGAAUUUUCGUGAAAAAAUUGAAAAUUACUUUCGGCCGCCGGCUGAGCCCGUUUUAUGGACGUUUCAUGAGAAAUUAAUAUUUUCUCGAUUACGUAACUUUGAAAAGCGGCUGAAGGAGAUAAAGACUCUCUUCGAAAUUGCACAAGAGUACCUCAAGCUGGAGAGAAUAGAAAUUUCAGGACUGAAAGGAAAAGUUUUGUGCUCAAUGGCGUAUAAUAUUUACGAGGAAUUCAGUAAAUUGUAUUCCGAGUUUUCUGGCGUUCAGUACGAAAUAUUAUUACCGGAAGAGGAUGGCUUCACUGAAGAUUUGUCAAAUUUUCUAAAACAGGUAGAAGAAUAUGACAGGAGAUUGGCAUCUAUAUUUGAUAAUGCAUUUUCGGAAUGUCACAACACCGAUACGUUAUUCGAAUUAAUUUGGAUAAUGGGAGCGAUCGCCCUUAGACCAAUUAUACUAACACAGCUUUGGCCUAAUUAUGAAAAAUUACUAAGUAUGAUCCACACGCAUUUAGACACUGUUAAGGUCCUGUUCGAUGAAAAUUUCGAAACUCGUAAAAGAACGGGUCAUAUGGUGGUCGAUCAGUAUUUUCCACCAGUGGCUGGUGCAUUGUGUUGCAUAAUGAAAUUAAUGAACCGUAUCGAUCGUCCUUUGGAAUGCAUGCAAUUAAUUGAUCAUCCGUUAUUGGCCAGUCAGUCGGCACGUGAGAUUCAAGCCAAACAUGAUGAGCUGCAGGUCUUGUUGAAUGAAACGGACAAAGAAAUAUUUGCUGAAUGGGCUACGAAGGUUCCUGAAAUCUGUACAGUCAAUCUUAGUAAAAGUCUACAUAAUAUUAUUGAAGAUCACCUUCUAGAACAAAAUUUUAGUUCUGAGCUGGUAGCUAUCCUAAGGGAAACACGGUAUAUGAUUAUUAUGCAGAGAACUGAUUUACCGACGGAAGCUAUGGAACUGUUCGAUAGAACGCAGUUCUUUUUUGAGAGUACCUUCAAGCUCAAUCUAACUAUCAAUUGGUAUAACAGAAUUCGAAAGUUUAGCUCUCCAGUAGAAUUUGAAUUGAUCCGGGAAGAGAUUGAACGUAUCGAUGAACUAAUUGAUCAGGGUCAAAGGGAUUAUAAUUGGAAUUCACCAGAAGUAGCGGAAUAUAUCGAUAAUUUGAUGAAAAUUAUUAAAAAACUCCAUGCGAGAGUGUUCAAAGCUCAGGAGAAUAUUGAACGUGUGAUGAAGAUGUUGUAUUCGUGGGCCAUGAUUCCUGUUUUGGAUCGUAAGGAUCUUAAGGACGAACAUCUUUUGGCCCUUGGGGAGCGGGAGGAAAGAUUCGAAAAGAGAUAUCGUGAGAUAUCCGAAACUGCUCAAGAAAUUGAGAGAGUUUUGGAAGAGAAUUACAAACUCUUUUUUGACUUACUACCUGAAGAAGAGUUCAUUAAGGAUGAGUAUGAUGCUGCUGAAGAGGAUGAAGUAAAGGAGAGAAUUUCCGAAGUCGGAGGGGAAGAUGGUGAAAAUGCAGGUGAAUUUGAUGACGUAGAUGAGAAAACACAGGAUGCAUCUGCUAAAGACGACGAGGUCACAAGUAAAGAAGCCAAAGAGUCGGAUGAUCAAGAACCGGAAGUAGAGCUGACGCCAUCGGAAAUCUUAAAAAAAGAGGAGGAAGCUGCCAUAGAAGCUGAAUUAGAAGCACAGCGUCGUAUCAGAUGGAAGCCAUAUCUCGUAUACGUGGAUGGUCUCAUAUCAAAAGGGUUAAUUCAGGCAGCCUCUACCAGUAUCUGUUACAUCCUCGAUGAAACUGAUCCUAUGAAGUCAAUAUCGCCGUUGUUCGAAGUUCAGCUGUGCUUGGAAAUACCGGAUAUUGUCUACCGUCCGCCAGUCGAAUUGAGCAUUCCGGAUAAUUUUUAUACUCUUUUCGAGGGACUGCUAUUUGAUAUGAUGAAAAUGGGUAUUUGGAUACCCCGUAUAGAUCCUGAUCUAGCUAUCGAGAGAGAACAUUAUGGGAUCGAUCUUGCCGAGGAUGAACAUAUUGUUUUUAUGUUGGAGGAAACUUGCAAUCGUGUGAAACUUGCUCUUGUACAGGCGCAGGAAUAUGCAUUAGUUUAUGAAUCUUAUUCCUGGCUCUGGCUAGAGGAUAGACAACAGUAUUUGGAUCUGUUUAUAAAGUAUGCUAGAAUGCUCACGGCGGAGGAAAAGGAGCUGGUGGCUCAAGCUCCGGAAAAUUUGUCGGACUUUAUAAAAGAAAAGAAACCGGAACUGGCCGAUUUCAAAAAGCAAAUCGAUUUUUUCGUUGAUCUGUACUCAAAGUGCGAUCAUAUCGAGAAUGAAAAAAUUCUAUUUCGAUGGUUUCGUAUUGACGUUAAACCAUUUAAGCAGGCCUUACUCAAUACUAUUUGCAAAUGGUCUAACUUACUUAAAAACCAUUUAGUGAAUCACGUCAACACCAGUUUGCAAAAGCUUGCGGAAUUCUUGAGCGCAGCACACAACCGGUUCGUUCAGCCUGUUUUGGAAAACGACUAUGAUGGCUUGCUUCAAACUAUAUAUUAUCUCAAAGAAGUUAGAGACAGACAAUACGAAAUUGACGACACUUUUGAUCCCAUUAAGGAAAUCAUCAAUUUGUUGCAACAAUAUCAAGUAGAGUUCGGCGAAGAAACAUUCACUUGGUUAAUAGAAUUACCAGAACAGUGGACGAAUGUUCAAAAAUUGGCAGCUCAGGUGAAACAAGUAGUAGCCCCAUUGCUGGCACACCAGAUAGAAUUAUUGCGCAAACGAACAAAUUUCUUCGACUUCAGACAGCAAAAGUUCUUGACAGUCUUCCAUGCCAGUGAGGCGUUCGAUUAUUGCUCAAAUGUGUACGAUAAGCUUGAUAAGCUGAAUGUCGAAAUAGAGAAGUUAGAAGAUGAAUUAAAAACACUGACAGAAACUGCGAAUAUCUACGAGCAGCAAAUUCAGGACUUCAAGCAGAUAAAACAAGCACGAAGGGAACUCAAGCUGUUGAAACAUCUUUGGGAUUACGUUAACGUCAUUCAUACCAACCUGGAUGAAUGGAAAACGACAGUUUGGAAAAAAAUAGACGUGGAAGCUAUGGAUCAGGAAUGUAAAAAAUUGACUAGAGAAUUGAGACAACUGGAUAAGGAGGCCAGAUCUUGGGCGUUGUACACUCACACAGAGUCCCAAGUCAGAAACAUGAUGUCCUCGUUAAGGGCUGUAUCAGAGCUUCAAAAUCCCGCAAUCAGGGACAGACACUGGCAGCAACUUAUGGCUGAAACUCAGGUCAGAUUUACUAUGGAUGAUAAAACGACUCUGGAAGACUUACUCAAAUUACAAUUGCACAAAUAUGAGGAGGAAGUGAAGAAUACUGUCGAUAAGGCAGUUAAGGAAAUGGGCAUGGAGAAGACGCUUAAGGAGUUACAUAACACUUGGGCUAAUCUCGAAUUUGAUAAGGAGGUGCACGAGAGAACGAAGUUGAAUGUACUUAAGAUAAGUGAAGAGAUUAUUGAGAUACUAGAAGACAAUCAGGUUCAAUUACAAAAUAUGCUUGGUUCAAAAUAUAUUGGUUACUUUCUCGACGAGGUCACGGAUUGGCAACAAAAAUUGAGUAACGCCGAUGCAGUUAUCAACGUAUGGUUCGAAGUACAGAGAGCUUGGAUGCAUUUGGAGAGCAUCUUUAUCGGUUCUGAGGAUAUUAGAAAUCAGUUACCCGAAGACUCAAAGCGUUUUGAAAAAAUAGACAGAGACUUCAAGGAACUACUAAAAGAAGUUUUGUCCACUAUGAACAUAGUAAAGGCUACAAAUAAACCAAAAUUACAAGAGCGCCUUGAGGAUUUGCAAAAGCAACUGAAUCUUUGUGAAAAAGCAUUAUCGAAUUAUUUGGAAACAAAAAGACUGGCGUAUCCAAGAUUUUACUUCGUGUCCCCCGCUGAUCUUCUCGAUAUUCUCAGCAACGGUAACAAUCCUGAACUGGUUUGCAGACACUUGGCCAAGUUAUACGACUCUGUUGCAAAACUAGUCUGGAAAAUGGAAGGUGGGAAGCCGACGAAAAUUGCGAACGCGAUGAUCGCCAAAGAUGGCGAAUCUAUGGCUAUGCACGGGACAUGUGACUGUAAUGGCAAGGUGGAGAUAUGGCUGAAUCGAGUGACAGAUGCAAUGAGAAGAACCGUUCGUUUCCAUUUUGGACAGGCUGUAGUAUCUUACGAUGAAAAACCACGUGAACUUUGGAUAUUUGAUUAUCAAGCACAACCGGCAUUGUGCGGUACUCAGAUUUGGUGGACAACUGAAGUAAAUAUGGCUUUCGCCAGAUUAGAAGAAGGUUUUGAAAACGCACUUAAGGAUUAUCAGAAAAAGCAAAUCAAUCAGCUGAAUGCACUGAUCACGAUACUUUGUGGCGAUCUUGACGAAAGCGAUCGUCAGAAGAUCAUGACCAUUUGCACAAUUGAUGUUCACGCUAGGGAUGUUGUUGGAAAACUCAUAUCUACCAAAGCUGAAAGUUCGUCCAGCUUUCAGUGGCAAUCUCAACUUAGGCACAGAUGGGAUGAUAAGUUAAGCGAUUGCUUUGCCAAUAUUUGUGACGCUAGCUUCAGUUACGGUUAUGAGUAUUUAGGAAAUGUACCACGUUUAGUAAUCACACCACUGACUGACAGAUGUUAUAUAACAUUGACUCAAUCACUUCACUUGAUCAUGGGUGGUGCACCAGCUGGUCCAGCUGGUACUGGUAAGACCGAAACUACUAAAGAUCUUGGUAGAGCGCUUGGUCAGAUGGUUUAUGUGUUCAAUUGUUCCGAACAGAUGGAUUACAAGUCAUGCGGCAACAUCUACAAGGGUCUGGCGCAGACUGGUGCUUGGGGAUGCUUUGAUGAGUUCAAUAGGAUCUCCGUUGAAGUUCUUUCUGUUGUUGCUGUUCAAGUAAAGUCUGUCUUAGACGGUGUCAAGAAUAGAAAGAAGAAGUUUUUGUUCUUUGGAGAAGAAUUGAAUAUUGUCGAUACUGUAGGAAUGUUUAUAACGAUGAAUCCUGGUUAUGCCGGUAGGACUGAACUUCCUGAAAAUCUGAAAACGCUAUUUAGACCUUGUGCUAUGGUUGUUCCUGACUUUGAAUUGAUUUGUGAAAUCAUGUUGGUCGCUGAAGGAUUUCAAGAAGCUCGAUUGCUUGCCAGAAAAUUUAUAACAUUAUAUACACUUUGUCGCGAACUUUUAUCUAAGCAAGAUCACUAUGAUUGGGGCUUGAGAGCCAUCAAAUCAGUUCUGGUAGUGGCUGGAAAGUUAAAACGUGGUGACCGGCAUAGAGCCGAAGAUCAAGUAUUGAUGAGAGCUCUUCGCGACUUCAAUACACCGAAAAUAGUGACUGACGAUAUACCAGUGUUCAUGGGCCUCAUUGGAGACUUAUUUCCUGCCUUGGAUGUGCCAAGAAAGAGAGACUUAGAUUUUGAAAAGAUGAUCAGAGGUGCUGCAUUAGACUUGAAGAUGCAACCUGAAGAUGGUUUUGUUCUAAAGGUCGUUCAACUGGAAGAGCUUUUUAAUGUCAGACAUUCAGUGUUCAUCGUGGGACUUGCAGGGACCGGAAAGACCCAAGUUUGGAAAACACUGAACAGAACGUAUUUUAAUCAAAAACGUAAACCUAUAUACAAUGAUUUGAAUCCUAAAGCUGUAACCAACGACGAACUCUUUGGUAUUAUCAAUCCAGCUACCAGAGAAUGGAAAGAUGGGUUGUUCUCCGUCCUAAUGAGGGAUCAGGCUAACAUGAGUGGCGAUGGCCCCAAAUGGAUAGUAUUCGAUGGCGACAUAGAUCCAAUGUGGAUAGAAUCAUUAAACACUGUUAUGGAUGACAACAAAGUAUUGACACUGGCUAGUAACGAAAGAAUAGCAUUGACCAAGCAUAUGAGACUCUUGUUCGAAAUUUCGAACUUGAGAACAGCCACUCCUGCCACUGUAUCUAGAGCAGGUAUCCUUUACAUCAACCCGCAGGAUCUGGGUUGGAAUCCGUUUGUGGCCAGUUGGAUAGAAACAAGAGACAACUCAGAAAGAGCCAACUUAGUUAUUCUUUUCGACAAGUAUAUACCGCCCUUGUUGGAAUCGAGUAAGACUAAAUUCAAGAAAAUAACACCGAUACCUGAAAUAUGCCAUCUGGAAAUGUUGUGCAAUUUGUUAGACUGCUUUUUAACAAAAGAAAACGUGCCACCUGACUGUCCUAAAGAAUGGGUGGAAAUAUACUUUGCAUUUGCAUGCAUCUGGGCCUUCGGUUCUGCUACAUUUCAAGACCAGUUGAUUGAUUGGCGCAAUGAGUUCAGUAAGUGGUGGGUGAACGAAUUCAAGGCCAUUAAAUUUCCAGCGGGUGGAACCAUCUUCAGCUACUACAUAGAGAACGAAACGAAAAAACUUGUGCCUUGGAGCGAGAAAGUUGGCAAAUUCGAAUUGGACAUGGACAUACCCCUUCAGUCGACUUUGGUACCAACUGGUGAAACUGCACGACUUCGUUUCUUCAUGGAUCUACUGAUGCAGCGUAGGGUACCAGUAAUGUUAGUUGGUAGCGCAGGUUCUGGAAAGAGUGUCAUCGUUGCUGAGAAGUUAUCAUCAUUGUCAGACAAUUAUAACAUAGCAAACGUGCCGUUCAAUUUCUAUACGACUUCAGAAAUGCUACAGAGAAUCCUAGAGAAGCAUUUGGAGAAAAAGGCUGGUCGUAACUUUGGACCACCCGGUACAAAACUUCUUGUAUACUUCAUCGAUGAUAUGAAUAUGCCUGAAGUAGAUACGUACGGCACUGUCCAGCCGCAUACACUUAUUAGACAGCAUAUGGAUUACGGUCAUUGGUACGAUAGAGUUAAGCUGACCCUGAAGGACAUUCAUAAUACGCAGUAUGUGUCCUCCAUGAAUCCUACUGCUGGCAGUUUUACUAUAGAUCCACGUUUACAAAGACACUUUGCAGUUUUUGCAGUAAGCUUCCCUAGUCAGGAUGCUCUACAGACAAUUUAUAGUCAAAUGUUGUCGCAACAUUUUGCAAAUCCACAACAAAAGAUUGGAAUAGCAGUUCAAAAAAUGACAGAAUUUAUUAUAGCAGGGGCCUUAUAUCUUCAUGAAAAAGUUACCGCCAGUUUUCUACCAACUGCUAUCAAAUUUCAUUAUACAUUUAAUCUGCGCGACUUGUCCAAUAUAUUUCAAGGUUGUCUAUUUGCCAAUGGGGAGACUAUACCACUGCCAAUGUCAGCAAUCCGAUUAUACGCUCACGAGGCAACACGAGUUUAUUGCGAUAAAUUAGUAAAUUACGAAGACAAAAAAAUGUUCGAUCAAUUACUUCGAGAGGCACUCAGAAAGAAUAUACCAGAACUGGAUGAAUCAAUAGUCUUUGCGGAGCCUCUCAUUUACUGUCAUUUUGCCGAGGGAAUUGGAGAACCAAAAUAUAUGCCAAUUAGAGAAUGGCCCCAAUUGACAAAAUUAUUGGACGAUGCAUUAUCCAAUUAUAACGAACUGGUUUCCGCCAUGAAUCUUGUUAUGUUCGAUGAUGCCAUGUACGACGUGUGUCGAAUAAACAGAAUCUUAGAAGCACCGAGAGGAAAUGCACUUCUCGUAGGCGUUGGUGGAAGUGGAAAACAAUCGUUGUCUCGUUUAGCAUCAUUUAUAUCAUCAUUAGAAGUAUUUCAGGUUCAACUCAAAAAAGGUUAUGGACUUAAUGAUCUUAGGGCAGACUUGGCUCAACUGUACCUUAAAGCCGGUCUCAAAAGUAUGGGAAUCACUUUCCUGAUGACAGAUUCUCAAGUUGCACAGGAAAAGUUCCUGGUUGUAGUCAAUGAUAUGCUAGCAUCUGGUGAGAUUUCUGAAUUGUUUUCUGACGACGAGAUGGACAACGUUAUUAAUGGAAUUAGAAAUGAGGUUAAACAAGCUGGAAUUAUUGAUACGAAAGAGAAUUGUUGGAAAUUCUUCAUUGAUCGUGUGAGGAAGCAACUGAAAUGCAUAUUGUGUUUCUCGCCAGUUGGUGCUACCUUAAGAAAAAGAGCUAGACAAUUUCCAGCUUUGGUAAAUUGCACUUCAAUUAAUUGGUUUCAAGAUUGGCCGCAAAAAGCACUGGAAUCAGUAUCAGCUAGAUUUCUCGAAGAGCUUGAGGAACUACCGACUGAACUUCGAACAUCCGUUUCCCUCUUCAUGUCUUUUGUGCACAUGAGCGUGAACGAAGCUUCGAAAAUCUAUUUGCAAAAUGAAAAGAGAUAUAAUUACACUACACCGAAGUCAUUUUUGGAACAAAUUGCCUUGUAUUCUAAGCUUUUGGCCGAAAAGACAUAUGAUUUGAAAGCAAUGAUUAUUAGAUUAGCAAAUGGUCUGACUAAACUAGCCAGUUGUGCUGGGCAGGUCGACGAACUGAAAGCCGUUCUAGCUGUUCAGGAAGUAGACCUCAAACGAAAGAAUGAAAUCGCCGAUAAGAUCCUAGCUGAAGUCCGAGCUGAGAAUACGAAAGCCGAAGUAGAGAAGUCCAUAGCAUCCGAGGAGGAAGCCAAAGUGGCUGAAAUUAAAGAGAGGGUCUCGGAGAGACAAAAAAGAUGCGAUGAAGACUUGGCGAGAGCAGAACCAGCAGUUAGACAAGCAGAAGCUGCUUUGGAUACCUUGAAUAAAAACAAUCUAACUGAAUUGAAGUCAUUUGGUACGCCACCUGAUGCAGUAGCGAACGUAGCCCAGGCAGUUUUGGUAUUAUUUUCACCGAAAGGAAAAGUACCACGUGAUCGUAGUUGGAAAGCUUGUAAAGUAAUGAUGGGAGCCGUAGAUACGUUUCUAUCACAAUUGCGAAAUUACGACAAAGAGAAUAUCCAUCCUGACGUUGUGAAGGCUAUUCAACCUUAUAUUAACGACAAAGACUUUGAACCUGAUUUCAUCUAUUCCAAGUCACAGGCUGCAGCUGGUCUCUGCAGCUGGGUCAAGAAUAUCAUGGUCUUUCAUUAUAUAAAUGAGAACGUAAAGCCUCUAAGAGCUGCUUUAGCACAAGCCAAUGCUGAACUCAAAGCUGCAAUGGAUAAAUUGAAUGCACUGCGAGUUCGUUUGGCUGAACUGCAAAAAAUGCUUGACAUUUUGAGUGAGAAAAUGAAUGUGGCUUUAGCAGAGAAACAAAAAUGCCAGGACGAGGCUGAUAAUACUGCGAUGAUAAUUGACUUGGCUAAUAGAUUGGUGAAUGGUCUUGCUUCAGAGAAAAUACGUUGGGCAGAAACUGUACAAGUGUUACAGAAUUCAGGGGUUACUAUACCGGGUGAUGUACUUCUUGUGACAGCCUUUAUAUCAUAUGUGGGAUGCUUCACGAGAAAAUACAGAAUGGAUUUGAUUAAUUUGCAUUGGUUACCAUUUUUGGCAAGUUUGCAAAUUCCCAUACCGCAAACACCUAAUUUGGAUCCACUAUCGUUGUUGACUGACGAUGCACAGAUUGCUCAAUGGAACAACGAAGGACUACCAACCGAUAGAAUGUCAUCCGAGAAUGCCACGAUUCUAACUAAUUCUGCAAGAUGGCCACUUAUGAUUGAUCCACAGCUUCAGGGUCUAAAAUGGAUCAAAAACAAAUACGGUGACGAAUUAAAAAUUCUCAGACUCACCCAAAGAAAUUACUUGGAUAUGAUUGAAUUUGCCAUAUCAAAUGGCCAAGUGGUGUUAUUAGAAAAUAUUAUGGAAUCGGUUGAUGCUGUUUUGGAUCCCAUUCUUGGAAGAGUUUUAGUAAAGAAAGGCAGGGCCAUCAAAAUUGGAGACAAGGAAAUUGAUUAUAAUCCCCAGUUCCGGUUGAUUCUACAAACAAAAUUAGCAAAUCCUCAUUACAAACCAGAAAUGCAGGCUCAGACUACACUGAUCAACUUCACCGUUACUAAAGAUGGUUUAGAAGAGCAGCUACUCGGCGAAGUAGUAAAAGCUGAGCGUCCUGACUUGGAAUCCACUAAAGCAGAAUUGACUAAGCAACAAAAUACUUUUAAGAUAACGUUGAAGACACUUGAGGACGAUCUACUUCACAGAUUGUCCUCUGCUGGCCCAAAUAUUUUAAGCGACGUGGCUUUGGUGGUGAACUUAGAAACAACCAAGAAAACAGCAGCUGAAAUUGAGAUAAAAGUAGCUGAAGCUAAAGUGACAUCAGUUAAGAUAGACGAGGCCAGGGAAUGGUAUAGGCCAGCAGCAUCCAGAGCCAGUAUCUUGUAUUUCAUCUUGAAUGAUCUCAACAAGAUAAAUAUGUUGUAUCAAUUUUCAUUGAAGGCAUUCAGUGUGGUUUUUCAAAAUGCCAUCAAAUUUGCCGAAUAUUCAGAUAACUUAUCUAAACGCGUAUUACUAUUAAUAGACAGUAUAACUUAUAUGGUCUUCCUGUACACUAGUAGAGGUCUCUUUGAAAGUGAUAAGCUGAUAUUCCUUUGCCAAAUGAUAGUACAGAUACUGCUUCAAACUAAAGAAAUCUCUGAACCUGAACUGGAUUUCUUAUUGAGAUUUCCGUACACACCAAAUCUGACAAGUCCUGUGGAGUUUCUUAAUAAUACUAGCUGGGGUGGUAUCAAGUUUCUCAGUGGCAUGGAAGACUUUAGGAAUCUUGAUCGUGAUAUCGAGGGCGCUGCUAAAAGAUGGAAGAAAUUUAUAGAAUCGGAAACACCGGAACGUGAGAAAUUUCCACAGGAAUGGAAGAAUAAAAGUGCACUUCAAAGACUCUGCAUGAUGCGUUGUCUACGAUUGGAUCGAAUGACUUAUGCAGUGCGAUGUUUUGUGGAAGAAAAACUAGGUCCAAAGUUCAUCGAAUCUAGAUCACCCCCAUUUGAAAAAUCUUACGAGGAGACCAGCGCAAUAACACCUGUCUUUUUUAUAUUAUCACCUGGAGUAGAUCCUCUUAAGGAUGUUGAAAAGCUGGGUAAACGUCUAGGCUUCACGUUCGACGGUCGAAACUUUCACAAUGUGUCGCUUGGUCAAGGUCAGGAACCGGUUGCUGAAGAAGCUAUGGAUGUGGCAGCUGCCAAUGGUCAUUGGGUGAUACUUCAGAACGUGCAUUUGGUAAAAAAUUGGUUACCAAAUUUAGAAAAAAAAAUGGAGCAACUAUCAGAUGAUCCUCAUCCAAGUUAUCGUCUAUACAUCAGCGCUGAACCUAAUCCAGAUCCUCAUGAAUCUAUAGUACCUCAAGGUAUAUUGGAAUCUGCGAUCAAAAUCACAAACGAACCACCGACAGGGAUGCAUGCUAAUAUUCACAAAGCUUUAGAUAAUUUCAACCAAGAAACUUUGGACUCUUGUACAAAAGAGUCAGAGUUCAAGGCAAUACUUUUUGCGCUUUGUUAUUAUCAUGCAGUUGUCGCUGAACGCAGGAAGUUUGGACCUCAAGGAUGGAAUAGGUCUUAUCCCUUCAAUGUGGGGGAUUUGACCAUCAGCGUGUCGGUGCUACUAAAUUAUUUAGAAAAUAAUACUAAAGUACCCUGGGAAGAUUUGCGAUAUUUGUUUGGCGAGAUUAUGUAUGGUGGACAUAUUACUGACGAUUGGGACAGAAGAUUAUGCAGGACUUAUCUAUUGGAGUAUCUUCAGCCAGAACUAGUAGAUGGAGAUUUGUUCUUAGCUCCUGGAUUUUUAGCACCACCAAACAGUGACUAUCCAAGUUAUCAUCAAUACCUGGAUGAUUUUUUACCACCCGAAAGUCCAAUUCUCUAUGGACUUCAUUCAAACGCUGAAAUAGGUUUCCUAACUGUCACUUCUGAGAAUCUAUUUAAAACUGUUUUGGAAAUGCAACCAAGGGAUACUGGCGAAUCGACUGGAGCUGGCAUGUCCCGCGAAGAAAAAGUUAGGGGUUUGAUUGAGGAUCUGCUAGACAAACUUCCUGAAGAGUUCAAUAUUGCUGAACUCAUGGCCAAAGUAGAGGACAGAACGCCAUUUAUCAUUGUAGCCUUUCAAGAGUGCGAAAGAAUGAAUAUACUGUGCGGUGAGCUCAAGAGGUCGCUUCGCGAAUUAGAACUUGGUUUGAAAGGUGAAUUGACAAUUAAUGCUGAUAUGGAAGAUUUGCAAAAUUUUUUAUACAUGGACUCAGUUCCACCAUCUUGGACAAAAAGGGCAUAUCCGUCAAGUCUUGGAUUAACAAAUUGGUUUGCUGACAUGAUGAAUAGGGUGGCUGAGUUAUCUAACUGGACAGCUGAUUUUAAUCUACCAUCAUCAGUCUGGCUAGCAGGAUUUUUUAAUCCUCAGUCAUUCCUAACUGCCAUAAUGCAACAGACAGCAAGGAAAAACGAGUGGCCCUUAGAUAAGAUGUGUUUACAUUGUGACGUCACUAAGAAACAAAAGGAAGAAUUUACAGCGCCUCCAAGAGAAGGUGCAUAUGUUAAUAGUCUUUAUAUGGAAGGAGCCAGGUGGGAUAUGGCACUGGGAGCAAUUAGUGAAUCCAAACUGAAGGAAUUAUUCCCACAAAUGCCGGUCAUUUAUAUUAAGGCUAUUACACAGGAUAAACAGGAACUGAAAAAUGUGUAUGAGUGUCCCGUUUAUAAAACGAGGGGUCGCGGACCGACUUAUGUUUGGACAUUUAAUCUUAAGAGCAGAGACAAGCCUACCAAGUGGACCUUAGCUGGGGUUGCUAUUCUGCUUCAGAUAUAAUGAUUAAAAUAUCGCACAUGUUUUAGAUAUACAAAUAAGAUCGUAUGAUGAAUAAUGAAAUUAAUAAUAACAGAAGAACAAAGAAAAUGUAAAAAUGUACAAGUGAACGUAGGAAUAAAUCAAAUU